AUGGCACAUGAAGACAAUCCCGUGGAGCCCCAACCCCGGCCCUCUAUCACGGACUUACCCCAGCAGACGGCGGCAGGACAACCCCGUGCCUGGUCUCUGGACUUGUUGUUACGCCGGUUGAGGUCCAUAGAGAGCAACCAGGGUGACAAGUUUGCCAGUAUCAUGGAAGCGAUGGGGAAGUUUGGCCCCUUCCAGCGAAGGCUGGUGGCCCUGGCCUUCAUCCCCAACCUCCUGGCGGUCGUGUUCAUGUACGCUGACCUCCUCGUGGCCGCAGAGCAGAAGGCCUAUUGCAACACCAGCUGGAUUCUGGCCGUGGGCCCUAACCUGUCAGAGGCCGAGCAGCUGAAUCUGACCCUGCCCCGGGACAGAAAUGGCAGCUUCCUGACCUGCCGCAUGUUCCUGCCUGUGAGCUGGGAUCUGGAUUCCAUCAUCAAGUAUGGCCUCAACUACACACAGGCGUGCAGCCAGGGGUGGGUCUAUCCUGAGAGCACGACGCGAUCAGUGAUCAAUGAGUUUGAUCUGGUGUGUGGUGAGGAAUUUUCCCCGGAAGCCGUGCAGUCCAUGUUCCUGACAGGCCUCCUGACAGGGGCGCUCAUCUUCGGGUUCAUAAGUGACAAGCUUGGCCGCUACCCCUCCAUCCUGCUGUCGAACGUGGGGAUCAUCAUCUUUGGCUUUGGGACAGCCUUCGUCAACAGCUUUCACCAGUACCUGUUCUUCCGCUUCGGGGUGUCCCAGGCCCUGGUGGGCCACAGCAUCAGCAGCAUGGCUUUAACUGUCGAGUGGCUGGUGGGCGAGCACCGGGCCCACGCCAUCAUCCUGAGCCAGUGCUUCUAUUCUCUGGGGCUCAUUUUCCUGAGUGCGUUUGCCUACAGCUUUCCCAACUGGCGGCUGCUGUUUCUGUUGGGCACGGCCCCCGUGUUAUUCCUCGUCUCCUUUAUCUGGAUUCUCCCAGAGUCCCCUCGGUGGCUGUUGGUGAAGGGGAAGGUGGAGGAGGCCAAGCACGUACUGCGCUAUGCGGCUGACAUGAACAAGACGACCAUUCCUUUAAGUCUGUUGGACAAGCUACAGAUGCCUGGAAAGAAGGUGACCAAUGCCUCCAUCCUGGACUUCUAUAACAAUAGUCAACUGCGCAAGGUGACCUUGGUGAUGGGCUGUGUGUGGUUCAGUGUUGGUCACAGCUAUUCUACACUGACCUUGAAGAUGAGGGAUUUUGGUGUGAAGUACCAGAUGAGCGAGAUCAUUCCUGGCAUGAUGGGGAUGCCUGCCCGGCUCUGCAGCAUCUUCCUCUUUGAGCAUUUUGGGAGGAAGUGGACUAUGGCUGGGUCUCUCUUCCAAGGCAGCUUCCUGAACUUGCUUAUUCUUUUCAUCCCCUCAGGCCUCCCCUCCCUGGCCUGAUGGGAAGAUUGCCCCAAACUCAGGUGGUCACAUUGUCUGGCUACAGAGUUGAAAACCACGCUGAUGUUGUUGAUCCUGGUGGGACAAAUCAGCCUGAGCGCCUUGAUCACCAUGUUCUUCGCCUACGGUGCCGAGCUCCUGCCUACCAUCCUCAGGACGACGGGUCUGGGGCUGGUAACUCUGGCCUGGGCAUCUGGAUCCUUUGUGUCCCUGGCAUUCAUCACCUGGAGUCCCCCCAGCAUCACCAAUUAUAUUGGCUGCAUCUCGGCCAUUCUGUCCUUGUCCCUCUUCUAUAUGCUUCCAGAGACGCAGAAUCUGCCCCACUCCGAUACGCUGGAUCACUUUCCCUUGCACAGAAGAAGGGCCUGUGACGUAAGAGCCACCGUGUCCAUAGCUUCUUCCCGCUCUCCUGAUGCUGCCACCCAACCCUACCCAUCCCCGCCCCUGCUCUCCCGUCCAGCCUGGGCCCGGUCCUUUCCUCUCUUUACCUCCUGGAAGCCUGCCUGGCCUUGA
Molecule: messenger RNA, 1908 nt
Organism: Myotis lucifugus (little brown bat)
Lineage: Eukaryota; Metazoa; Chordata; Mammalia; Chiroptera; Vespertilionidae
Gene: SLC22A14
Product: solute carrier family 22 member 14
Exons: 10
Biological process (GO): transmembrane transport
Cellular component (GO): membrane
Molecular function (GO): transmembrane transporter activity
Source: RefSeq, a predicted model, not a curated record